Molecule: messenger RNA, 8838 nt
Organism: Colossoma macropomum (tambaqui)
Lineage: Eukaryota; Metazoa; Chordata; Actinopteri; Characiformes; Serrasalmidae
Product: mucin-17-like
Exons: 2
Coding region: 1-8838 (2945 amino acids)
Source: RefSeq, a predicted model, not a curated record
AUGAAUAGAAUUGAGGCAGCACAGGGUCACAGUACAACAACUGGUUAUGUCAUCAACACCAGUGUCAGUGCCACUGCCAGUCCAAACAACAACAACCCCAUUGCUAAUCUCAGCACUGCCACUCGUAACACCACAACUGGAAAUGUGGACAUUACCAGCAUCAGUGCCAACACUGCAAGCCUCAACACCAAUGUCACUCCAGCUGCCAGUGUCAGCACCACCCUCACCAUGGCUAAUGUCAGCACUGCCACUAGAAACACCACAACUGGCAAUGGCGAUAACACCAGCAUCAGUGCCACAACCGCAAUACUCAACACAAGUAUCACUCCCACUGCCAGUAUAAACGCCACAAUGACCUUUGCUAGUGUCAGUACUCCCAUUGUCAGUACCACAACUGGUUAUGUCAGCAACACCACUGUCAGUGCCACUGUGGCAAGCCAGAACACCACUGUCAGUCCCACUGACAGUCUAAGCAACAACAACACCAUUGCUAGUGUCAGCACUGCCACUCAUAACACCACAACUGGCAGUGUGGACAUCAACAGCAUCAGUGCCAACACUGCAAGCCUCAACACCAAUGUCACUUCCACUGCCAGUGUAAAAACUACUAUCACCACUGCUAGUGUGAGUUCAGCCAUUGUCAAUACAACAACUGGUAAUAUCAAUAACAUCAGUGUCAGUGCCAAUACUGCAAGCCAGAACAACACUGUCAAUCCCACUGCCAAUCUACACAUCACCACCACUGCUAGUGUCAGCACUGCAACUUUUUUUAACACCACAAAUGUCGACAACAACACCAUAACUGCGACCACUGCAAGCCUCAACACCAAGGUCACAUCCACUGCCACUAUCACCAUUGCUAGUGUCAGCACAGCCCCACUAAACAUCACACAUAGCAACGUCAAUGCCACCAUCAGUGCUACGAAUGCAAGCGCCUACACCAAUGUCACUCCGGCUCCCAGUGGUAACACCACCCUCACCAUUGUUAAUGUCAGCACUGCCACUCUUAACACAACAACUGGCAAGGUGGACAUCACCAGCAUCAGUGCCAACACUGCAAGCCUCAACACCAAUGUCAUUCCAGCUGCCAGUGUCAACACCACCCUCACCAUUGCUAAUGUCAGCACUGCCACUAGUAACACCACAACUGGCAAUGGCCAUUACACCAGCAUCAGUGCCACCACUGCAAUACUCAACACGAGUGUCACUCCCACUGCCAGUGUAAACGCUACCAUCACCAUUGCUAGUGUCAGCACUGCCACUCAUGACACCAUAACUGGCAAUGGCAAUAACACCAGCAUCAGUGCUACAACUGCAAUACUCAACACAAGUGUCACUCCCACUGCCAGUGUAAACACCACCAUUGCCUCUGCUAGUGUCAGUACUUCCAUUGUCAGUACCACAAAUGGUUAUGUCAACAACACCAGUGUCAGUGCCACUGUGGCAAGCCAGAACACCACUGUCAGUCCUACUGCCAGUCUAAGCAACAACAACACCACUGCUAGUCUCAGCACUGCCACUCGUAACACCACAACUGACAAUGGCGAUAACACCAGCAUCAGUGCCAACACUGCAAUACUCAACACGAGUGUCACUCCCACUGCCAGUGUAAACGCCACUACCGCCUUUGCUAGUGUCAGUACUUCCAUUGUCAGUACCACAACUGGUUAUGUCAACAACACCAGUGUCAGUGCCACUAUGGCAAGCCAGAACACCACUGUCAGUCCUACUGCCAGUCUAAACAACAACAACACCAUUGCUAGUGUCAGCACUCCCACUCGUAAUUCCACAACUGGCAGUGUGGACAUCACCAGCAUCAGUGCCAACGCUGCAAGCCUCAACACCAAUGUCACUUCCACUGCCAGUGUAAACACUAUUAUCACCACUGCUAGUGUGAGUUCAGCCAUUGUCAAUAACACAACUGGUAAUAUCAAUAACAUCAGUGUCAGUGCCAAUACUGCAAGCCAGAACAACACUGUCAAUCCCACUGCCAAUCUACACAUCACCACCACUGCUAGUGUCAGCACUGCAACUUUUUUUAACACCACAAAUGUCGACAACAACACCAUGACUGCAACCACUGCAAGCCUCAACACCAAUGUCACAUCCACUGCCUCUAUCACCAUUGCUAGUGUCAGCACAGCCCCUCUGAACAUAACACAUAGUAACGUCAAUGCCACCAUCAGUGCUAUGACUGCAAGCGCCAGCACCAAUGUCACUCCGGCUCCCAGUGUCAACACCACCCUCACCAUUGCUAAUGUCAGCACUGCCACUUUUAACACCACAACUGGCAAUGGCGAUAACACCAGCAUCAGUGCAAAUAAUGCAAUACUCAACACAAGUGUCACUCCCACUGCCAGUGUAAACACCACCAUUGCCUUUGCUAGUGUCAGUACUCCCAUUGCCAGUACCACAACUGGUUAUGUCAUCAACACCAGUGUCAGUGCCACUGUGGCAAGCCAGAACACCACUGUCAGUCCCACUGCCAAUCUAAGCAACAACAACACCAUUGCUAGUGUCAGCACUGCCACUCGUAACACCACAACUGGCAGUGUGGACAUCACCAGCAUCAGUGCCAACACUGCAAGCCUCAACACCAAUGUCACUCUGGCUCCCAGUGUCAACACCACCCUCACCAUUGCUAAUAUCAGCACUGCCACUCGUAACACCACAACUGGCAAUAGUGAGAACACCAGCAUCAGUGCCACAACUGCAAUACUCAACACAAGUGUCACUCCCACUGCCAGUGUAAACGCCACCAUCACCUUUGCUAGUCUCAGCACUGCCACUCGUAACACCACAACUGGCAAUGGUGAGAACAUCAGCAUCAGUGCUACAACUGCAAUACUCAACACAAGCGUCACUCCCACUGCCAGUGUAAACACCACCAUUGCCUUUGCUAGUGUCAGUACUUCCAUUGUCAGUACCACAACUGGUUAUGUCAACAACACCAGUGUCAGUGCCACUGCCAGUCCAAGCAACAACAACACCAUUGCUAGUGUCAGCACUGCCACUCGUGACACCACAACUGGCAGUGUGGACAUCACCAGCAUCAGUGCCAACACUGCAAGCCUCAACACCAAUGUCACUCUGGCUCCCAGUGUCAACACCACCCUCACCAUUGCUAAUAUCAGCACUGCCACUCGUAACACCACAACUGGCAAUAGUGAGAACACCAGCAUCAGUGCCACAACUGCAAUACUCAACACAAGUGUCACUCCCACUGCCAGUGUAAACGCCACCAUCACCUUUGCUAGUCUCAGCACUGCCACUCGUAACACCACAACUGGCAAUGGUGAGAACAUCAGCAUCAGUGCUACAACUGCAAUACUCAACACAAGCGUCACUCCCACUGCCAGUGUAAACACCACCAUUGCCUUUGCUAGUGUCAGUACUUCCAUUGUCAGUACCACAACUGGUUAUGUCAACAACACCAGUGUCAGUGCCACUGCCAGUCCAAGCAACAACAACACCAUUGCUAGUGUCAGCACUGCCACUCGUAACACCACAACUGGCAGUGUGGACAUCACCAGCAUCAGUGCCACCACUGCAAGCAACAACACCUCAGUCGCACCCACUGCCAGUUUCAACACAACCAUUACCAUUCUGAGUGUCAGCACUGCUACUCGAAACACCACAACUGGCAAUGUGGAUAACACCACUAUCAGUCCCACAACUGCAAUACUCAACACAAGUGUCACUCCCACUGCCAGUGUAAACGCCACCAUCACCUUUGCUAGUGUCAGCACUGCCACUCGUAACACCACAACUGGCAAUGGUGAGAACACCAGCAUCAGUGCUACAACUGCAAUACUCAACACAAGCGUCACUCCCACUGCCAGUGUAAACACCACCAUUGCCUUUGCUAGUGUCAGUACUUCCAUUGUCAGUACCACAAAUGGUUAUGUCAACAACACCAGUGUCAGUGCCACAGUGGCAAGCCAGAACACCACUGUCAGUCCCACUGACAGUCUAAACAACAACAACACCAUUGGUAGUGUCAGCACUGCCACUCAUGACACCAUAACUGGCAAUGGCAAUAACACCAGCAUCAGUGCUACAACUGCAAUACUCAACAUGAGUGUUACUCCCACUGCCAGUGUAAACACCACCAUUGCCUUUGCUAGUGUCAGCACGUCCAUUGUCAGUACCACAAAUGGUUAUGUCAACAACACCAGUGUCAGUGCCACAGUGGCAAGCCAGAACACCACUGUCAGUCCCACUGCCAGUCUAAGCAACAACAACACCAUUGCUAGUCUGAGCACUGCCACUCGUAACACCACAACUGACAAUGGCGAUAACACCAGCAUCAGUGCCAACACUGCAAUACUCAACACGAGUGUCACUCCCACUGCCAGUGUAAACGCCACUUCCACCCUUGCUAGUGUCAGUAUUUCCAUUGUCAGUACCACAACUGCUUAUGUCAACAACACCAGUGUCAGUGCCACUAUGGCAAGCCAGAACACCACUGUCAGUCCCACUGCCAGUCUAAACAACAACACCAUUGCUAGUGUCAGCACUGCCACUCAUAACACCACAACUGGCAGUGUGGACAUCACCAGCAUCAGUGCCAACGCUGCAAGCCUCAACACCAAUGUCACUUCCACUGCCAGUGUAAACACUAUUAUCACCACUGCUAGUGUGAGUUCAGCCAUUGUCAAUAACACAACUGGUAAUAUCAAUAACAUCAGUGUCAGUGCCAAUACUGCAAGCCAGAACAACACUGUCAAUCCCACUGCCAAUCUACACAUCACCACCACUGCUAGUGUCAGCACUGCAACUUUUUUUAACACCACAAAUGUCGACAACAACACCAUCACUGCAACCACUGCAAGCCUCAACACCAAUGUCACAUCCACUGCCUCUAUCACCAUUGCUAGUGUCAGCACAGCCCCACUAAACAUCACACAUAGCAACGUCAAUACCACCAUCAGUGCUACGACUGCAAGCUCCAACACCAAUAUCACUCCGGCUCCCAGUGUCAACACCACCCUCACCAUUGCUAAUGUCAGCACUGCCACUCGUAACACCACAACUGGCAAUAACGAUAACACCAGCAUCAGUGCCAAUAAUGCAAUACUCAACACGAGUGUCACUCCCACUGCCAGUGUAAACACCACCAUUGCCAUUGCUAGUGUCAGUACUUCCAUUGUCAGUACCACAACUGGUUAUGUCAUCAACACCAGUGUCAGUGCCACUGUGGCAAGCCAGAACACCACUGUCAGUCCCACUGCCAGUCUAAACAACAACAACACCAUUGCUAGUGUCAGCACUGCCACAACUGGCAGUGUGGACAUCACCAGCAUCAGUGCCAACACUGCAAGCCUCAAUACUAAUGUCACUCCAGCUCCCAGUGUCAACACCACCCUCAUCAUUGCUAAUAUCAGCACUGCCACUCGUAACACUACAACUGGCAAUGGUGAGAACACCAGCAUCAGUGCUACAACUGCAAUACUCAACACAAGUGUCACUCCCACUGCCAGUGUAAACACCACCAUCACCUUUGCUAGUGUCAGUACUCCCAUUGUCAGUACCACAACUGGUUAUGUCAACAACACCACUGUCAGUGCCACUGUGGCAAGCCAGAACACCACUGUCAGUCCCACUGACAGUCUAAACAACAACAACACCAUUGCUAGUGUCAGCACUGCCACUCGUAACACCACAACUGGCAGUGUGGACAUCACCAGCAUCAGUGCCAAUACUGCAAGCCUCAACACCAAUGUCACUUCCACUGCCAGUGUAAACACUACUAUCACCACUGCUAAUGUGAGUUCAGCCAUUGUCAAUACAACAACUGGUAAUAUCAAUAACAUCAGUGUCAGUGCCAAUACUGCAAGCCAGAACAACACUGUCAAUCCCACUGCCAAUCUACACAUCACCACCACUGCUAGUGUCAGCACUGCAACUUUUUUUAACACCACAAAUGUCAACAACAACACCAUCACUGCGACCACUGCAAGCCUCAACACCAAUGUCACAUCCACUGCCACUAUCACCAUUGCUAGUGUCAGCACAGCCCCUCUGAACAUAACGCAUAGCAAUGUCAACGCCAACAUCAGUGCAACGACUGCAAGCGCCAACAUCAAUGUCAAUUCCAUUGCCAGUCUAAACACCAUCACCACCAUUGCUAGUGUCAGCACUGCCACUUUUAACAACACAACUGGCAAUUUCAACAACACCAACAUCAGUGCCACAAAUGCAAGCCUCAGCACCACUGUCACUCCCACUGCUGCGUUCAACUCCACCAUGGCUUUUGCUAGUGGCAACACUGUUAUCACCACAAAUGGGAAUAUCAAUAACACCACCAUCAGUGCCACCACUGCAAGCCAAAAUAUCACUGUCAGUCCUAAUGCUAGUGUAAACAUGACCAUAACCACUGCAAGGGUCAGCACUGCCUCUAUUAACACCACAAAUGUCAAUGUGAACAACAUCACCAUUGGUGCCACCACUGCAAGCCACAGCAUCAAUGUCCCUCCCACUGUCGGUUUCAAUGCCACCAUCCCUAUUGCUAGUGGCAGCACUACCACUCUUAACACCACAACAGGCAAUGUUGACAACAUCACCAUAAGUGCCACCACUGCAAGCCAGAGCACCACUGUCAGUCCCACUGCCAGGUUCAGCACCACUGUCACCUUUUCUAAUAUCAGUACUGCCCCUCUUAACACCACAACUGGCAAUGUCAACAACACCACCAUUAGUGCCACCACUGCAAGCCUCAACACCAGUGUCACUUCCAAUGUCAGUUUCAACACCACUGUCACUAUUGCUGGUGUCAGCACUCCCACUCUUAUUACCACAACUGGCAAUGUUGACAACACCACCAUUAUUUCCACCGCUGCAAGCCAGAACUCCACUGUCCAUCCCACUGCAAUUGUAAACACCUCCAUCCCCAUUGCACAUGUCAGCACUCCCACUAUGAACUCCACAACUGGCAAUGCUGAGAACACCACUUUUAGUGCCAACACUGCAUACCUCAACACCACCGUCAGUCCCACUGCCAGGUUCAACAGCACUGUCGUCUUUGCUAGUGAUAGUACUGCUUCUGUUUACACCACAACUGGCAAUGUCAACACCACCAACAUCAGUGCCAGCACUACAAGCCAGAACAUCACUGUUAGUCCCACUGCCAGUGUAAACACCACCAUCAGUAUUGAACAUAUCAGCAAUACCACUCUUAACACCACAAUUGCUAAUGUGGAGAACACCACCAUUAGUGCCACCACUUCAAGUCUCAAAAUCUAUGCCACACCCAGUGCCAGUGUAAACACCACAAUCCCCUUUGCUAGUAUCAGCACUGCCAGUGUUAAUACCACAACUAGUAAUGUUAACAACACCAAUGUCAGUGCAAAUAUUGCAAGUCAGAACUCCAGCAUUAUUACCCCUGCCAUUGUAAACACCACCAUCACCAUUGCUGAUGUCAGCAGUGCCACUGUUACCUCCAGAACUGGCAAUGCUAACACCACCAUUAGUGCCACCAAUGCAAGCCUCAACACCAGUGUCAGUCCCACUGUCAAUUUCAACACAACCAUCAAUAUUGCUAGUGGCAGCACUCCCACUCUUAUUACUACAAUUGGCAAGGUCGACAACACCACCAUUAUUUCCACCACUGCAAGCCAGAACACCACUGUCAGUCCCACUGCAAUUGCAAACACCUCCAUCCCCAUUGCACAUGUCAGCACUGCCACUAUGAACACCACAACCGGCAAUGUUGGGAACACCACCUUUAGUGCUAGCACUGCAUACAUCAACACCUAUGUCACUACCACUGCCAGUGUAAACACCAACAUCACCACUGCUAGUGUGAGGACUGCCACUGUUAACAUCACACCUGGCAAUGCCAACAACACUAGCAUCAGCGCCACCACUGCAAGCCUCAACACCAUUGCCACUUCCACUGCCAGUUUAAACACCACUAUCACUAUUGCUAGUGUCAACACUCCCACUUUUAACACUACAACUGGUAAUGUGGACAACACCAACACCAGUGCCACCACUGCAAGCCUCAGCACCACCAUCACUCCCACUGCCAGGUUCAACAGCACUGUCAUCCUUGCUAGUGCCAGCACUGCCUCUGUUUACACCACAACUGGCAAUGUCAACACCACCACCAUCAGUGCCAGCACUACAAGCCAGAACAUCACCUUUGCUAGUGCCAGCACUGCCAGUGUUAAUACCACAACUAGUAAUUUUAACAACACCAAUGUCAGUGCAACUAUUUCAAGUCAGAACACCAGCAUUAGUCCCCCUGCCAUUGUAUACACCACCAUCGCCCUUGCCACUGUCAGCCAUGCCACUCUUAACACCUCCACUGGCAAUGUCAACAACUCCACCAUCCAUGCUACCACUGCAAGCUACAGCAACACUGUCAGUCCUACUGUCAGCCCCAUCAUCACCAUUUCUAGUGUCAGUACUCCCGUUGUCAAUACCACAACUGGCCAAGUUGUCAACACCACCAUCAGUGCCACCACUGCAAGCUUCAACACCAAUGUCACUCCUACUGCCAGUGUAAAAACUACCAUCACCAUUGCUAGUCUUAGCACUAGUGACAACACCAGUCUCAGCACCACCAAUAGGAGUCUCAACACCACACUUCCAAGCAAAAAUACCCCUGUUCCCACUGAUGCACCUACCAUUGCCAUUACCACAGCUGGAAUUACCAUUAGCUCUAACAAUGCUACACCAGCCACCGUCACUACCAGCACUAGUGUCAGCACUGGUGCAAGUACCAUCAUCACCACUGGUGGAAUUACCUCCUCUGCCACCAUCACCAGUGUCACCACCACUACUCCCACUACCAUGGCACCACAGAUCAUUUGUCAAGGUGUAAAUAGGUAA